AUGGAUUCUGCUAAGUUCUCUCAAUUCAAUGUUUCGGUCAAAACCUACAAGACAGUCCGAGACCAUGAAAUCCAAGCCUACAUUCUCGUACCCAAGAAUAUAUCUCCUGGACCCCAUCCUGUGAUCGUGAAAAUUCACGGUGGCGGCUCGGUAGCUGGAUCAGGAGUCUUUGCUCCUUGGUUUGCCCAAUACCUCCUGACCCUCGCGCUUCGAGAAUCUGCCAUCAUUAUCGCGCCAAACUAUCGACUCCUCCCAGAAUCAACUGCUCCAGAAAUGAUCUCCGAUAUCUCCGAUUUCUGGACCUGGACGCGUACAUCCUCAUUCCAAUCUUCUCUUCCCCCCAAUAUCACAGCCAACCUUUCUCAGACUCUCUUGUAUGGUGACAGUGCAGGUGGGCAUCUCGCCAUGCUAUCCUCACUAACCGAACCGGAAAAUACCAUAAAAGUAUGCAUAGCCGCAUAUCCGCAACUAGAUAUCGAAGAUGAGUGGUUCUGCGAGAAAUUCGAAAAACAUCCUUUUGGUCUACCUAUGCUCCCCACGGAGAUCUUGGAUAAUCAUUUAGAAAAGAUGGAGAAAGAUCCAAGUAAACGAGAACUCAUUUCCGAUACAGUAGAUCCAUGGGAGAGAUUGCAACUUAUUCUUGUGGUGUUGCAGCAAGGAAGAUACAAAGAGAUGUUUGGGGAAGAGGAACAUGUAUAUCCUUUCCGAGCUCUCGAAAAGAUAUCCAGAGAUGAGGUGAAGAGAAAAAUGCCCUUCCUUUGGCUAUACACCGGAGAAAAGGAUACUGUUAUACCUGUUGCCGGCAUCACAAAGUUUGCUGGAAAAUGGAGGGAGGCGUUUGGAGAGGAAGGGUUGAUGGCACAUGUUGAAGAGGGUGCAGACCAUGGGUUUGAUAAUGAGGCAGAUAUUGAUGCGGGGUGGCUGAAGGAGAGAUUGGAGAAGGUCGUGGGAGUUUGGUUGAAGUAG
Molecule: messenger RNA, 966 nt
Organism: Botrytis byssoidea
Lineage: Eukaryota; Fungi; Ascomycota; Leotiomycetes; Helotiales; Sclerotiniaceae
Exons: 2
Coding region: 1-966 (321 amino acids)
Molecular function (GO): hydrolase activity
Source: RefSeq, a predicted model, not a curated record